Molecule: messenger RNA, 1099 nt
Organism: Aspergillus eucalypticola CBS 122712
Lineage: Eukaryota; Fungi; Ascomycota; Eurotiomycetes; Eurotiales; Aspergillaceae
Product: DUF1763-domain-containing protein
Exons: 2
Coding region: 196-621 (141 amino acids)
Source: RefSeq, a predicted model, not a curated record
AUUAUAUCUAGCACCUUCCACUCUGAUUGCCACUAACUGGAUCAGAGAAGCAGUUGAGGGAUUUACAGGAAUGUUGGCGCAUUCUGACAUCUUGCUGAGUGGUGAAUCAAAAGAAUAAGGGUGGUGGUGACGAGGGGAAAUCCUAGUAUCAGUUGCCUGUGACCCAGAGGUCUCCCUUCUCCCUUUCGCGGCAGGAUGAUUACACCUACCCAGACUCUAAAGUCGGUUGUGGAUCAGAAAGCUGUUGUCCAUGCCUAUCGCCACUUGUAUCGCCAGGGCUUGAAGGCCAUCAAUUAUUCUACCCCAGCACGGCAUGUUCUUCGGCAUAGUCUGCGAUCCGCCUUUCGUUCAUCUUCACCGGAAGAGCUGAACCCGCGGCGCAUAGCCAAUACUUUACAAUUUCUCCAACGAGCUGCCGACGUUGCAGGCCUUGAGCAUAAGAUUGUGAAAAACCUGAUGAUGAUGAAAUACUGGGAGCAGCCCCAAGUGAGAAAAGACCACCGCACCUUGAGAGGGCUAGGGGUCGAUCAAAGGGAUCCUAUAUUGAUGCAGGAUACAAUGCGGCAGUUUAACCUAACCUUGUCACUCCUCAAUGACAGCCUAGAUAUUUGCUUGAGGUAAUCCAUAGAGAUCAUUGAUUCCCUAUCGUCUAUAUCGAGUGUAUGGGGUCCCUGCUUUCGUCGGACAUUGAAUAAUUACAGUCCCCCCAAAGUAGUAGGACAACGCAUAUCUUCCACUUCAACUCUCACGCGGCAGGACAUGACGCUAUCUGAGUGUCGACUAAGGUCUACAUUUAUUUUCUGGGGUUUCUUACAUCUUGAAGCUCCGACAACCUUUCAAAACCGGACUUAUUUCCCAGGUGAAGCUGCAGCUGGAGCUGGGUUGGAUGAGAGACGAGGGGAUUGUUUCAGCCGGCAUGGUCGCCACUGGCGUGUGAUCGGGAUAUACGGGAGCGUUGAAGGUGGAAGUAGAUCUGGGCCGCGGCUAGCGAAUCAGCAUCCGCGCCGGCCCAGUGUCACAUGUUCGAAGUGCCUGUUCCGGAGCCCUUGUCUGACCUUCAGGCUCGUUCCAGCGAACUCCUAGUCUUGUAAUCCUGCGU